Molecule: messenger RNA, 3815 nt
Organism: Leptidea sinapis
Lineage: Eukaryota; Metazoa; Arthropoda; Insecta; Lepidoptera; Pieridae
Exons: 8
Coding region: 384-3395 (1003 amino acids)
Source: RefSeq, a predicted model, not a curated record
AGCCCGUAUAGCGAUCGCUCGUGCUUUUCGCUCGAGUCUCGAGUUGCGCUCACGCACUUCUUCCAACAACCAGUGUUAGUACGACGUUAGCCGCGAUUAAACUUUACAACCGACAAAGCCGUGAACUGUGAACAAAUAUUGUGAUAUAUGUGAUUGUGCUUAUAAAUACUUGAAGAUUCGAAAAAAGCUGUUUGAAAAAACCUAGAUACGAAGGAAUCAUUAAAACAUAUUUUGAACGAUCAGUAAGGCAGCAUAAUAAGAUCAUAACAUAGUUCACAAGCUGUGGCAAAAUGAGAUUGAAUGGAAUAUUGAGCGAAUCGUAAUACCAAACACAAAUUAAUGAGCGAUAGUUAAUUAAUGCCACAGUUAAUUUCAAUAUAACCAUGGAUUCAAGGAUAUUAUUGUUAUUGGUGGCAACCACUACAUUGCUAUGUGGCCAUACUUCAGCCGACCCAGGGAACUUUUUAACUCAAACAGUUUAUGGUUUUCUUGACUUUACGACAACGAUAGGAAAUACGGUUAUGGUAUUUUCCCCCCAGUCUGCUCCACCACCAGAACCACCGAGCACAGAAAAAUCGGUGCAAGAAAAUAUUAUAGAAACAAAACCACCUACAACUAGUAAUAUUAAACCUGAAGCUAUUAAGCCAAGCAAAACUGCAAACAAUAAUAAAAGCAAUAAACCCGCAGCUUCCAGUGCUAUAUCUGUAGUAACUUCAGUACCUAAAGUUGAUGAUAAGAUAUCUAACAGUCCUAAAUCUGUAGUAAAGGAAGAAAAACAGAUUAUAACGAAGGUUGAAGUAGUGGCAGGGCCAUCAAAAAUAAUUGAAAAUAACAUUGUUAAGCAAUCUGUGUCAAAAACAAAUAAACAGAGUUCACAAGGAAAUAAAAAGCCUAAAAAUACAGUAAAAGUAAGUUCUAAUAUCGCUAGUAGCAAGGUUGAAGUUAAACAAACUGGAGCGACUUUAUCUAUCAAUGGCAAUGCGAAAGUUAAAAAAGCAGUUAAUACUAUAUCUCAAGAGGGAGAAGAUGAACCCGCAAUUUUAGUUAACAAUAAUCUUGGAGAGCCAGAAUAUGACUACUUAUCUCGGCAACCAUCGGAAUUUGUAGAAGAAACUUACAGAGUAAUCAACUUACGACCAUCAAAAGCUCACGCUCAAAAGCCAAAAAGUCAUAAAAAUAGACCACAACAGCCAACUCCAUCCCCUGAAGAUGAGGACCACCCAUUGGGUCUUGUAACAACACUUGGAGGAACAAUUGUGAAAGAUGGUCUGACAACUGUACAUGAAACUAGUGUUAUUGGAACUUAUAUAUCUGGCAAAUACGCUCAAGUAUUAAAUAGUAAUUCAAAAGUACUUAGUCCUGGCCACAAAGGAAAAAUAUCUCCUAGCCCAACUCAUAGAAUUCUAAAAACUACAGCACCAACUAUUUCAAAAAAUCAUAGGCAUAACUUAGAACCAACGCCAUCUCUUAGUGACGAAGAAUCUUUUAGUAAAACACCAAGAAGGCAAACAACAAGCGGACCUUCCUUUAAAAACAGACACAGGUCACAAAAUAAUGAAAACGACAGCAGCGAACCCGUAAAUCAUUCCAAAAAGUUCAAAAAUAGGAACUCAUCUAAUGGUCAACGUACGCUUAGUACACGCUUUGGGCGACCUACAAACACUCCUCAACUGGCAACCGUCUCUGUUUUCAGUGAAUCAUCAGCUCCAUCAUUUGCAAAUAGAAAAAAAGGAAAUCGUAAUUCUGGUCAUAAAUCUACCGUAACACCUUCGAGUAACAAUGACAGUCAAUCGCGACGUGGGUUUAAGCCUCGUAUUCAACCAACAGCGGUUGAACAAGUAUCUACUUCAUCAUCUACAAGUGUAUAUAAGUUUAAACUCAAUCGGUCUCCAGGAUCGGGUCGAUGGCAAUACAAGACGAGUCCAAAACCUAAAGUCACCAUUAGAAAAAUGAAUGGUGAUGAAGAACAAACAACACCCAACUCGAACCCUUUGUUUGAUGACCUUCAAUCUAAUGAUGUUAGUCCACAAGCUAGACAAGAUAAUGACCUCGAAUUAUCUGGAUCUCAAAGUGGUCCUGGAACUGUAUUAGAAAAUGAUUCUGAUGAUAACUCUAUAGAAAAACCACCUCCAGUUGAAACACUUAAAGUGGAAAUAUCCACACCUGCAGACUUCAGAGAUGUUUAUUAUGAAAUUGCUACACUGAAGUCUCCCUAUACAUUCCAGGUUGGACGAGUUAAAAAUACAAGGAUUAUUACCGUUACAACAACUAUCGAGAAGCGAAUAGAGCCUACGCAGAUCUACAAUCAUCAAAAUAACCUUAAUGAGCCUUUAACAGAAAAUAUUUUAGCCACAGCAUCUCCUUAUGGGAAAGAUCAUUAUCUCUUAGAUUCUAGUAUAGCUACUCUGCCAGCUAUUACCUUAUCUUCAGAUGUAGAGACGCCUCCCUUAGAAACUGUGACAGAAACCUUCAGUACUACGCAAAAUAUGCUUAAAACACAUAUAUUGCCCAUCGUUAGAGAACCAAAUAUUACUAGCAGUCUCACCUUUAUACAGACUUAUCAAGUAACUCGUUUCGUAACUGCUACUAAAACAUUACCACCAAUGGAUUUCUUCCAGUUUAUUCCCAGUAAAACCCUUAAAGAAUUUAACAGCCGCCUGGACGAAGCUGGUUCAGAAUUACAUUUGGAGCUAGACUUUGGUGAUAGUAAUGAAGACGAGGAUGGCCUAACACGUCGUGUUUUCCCCUCUGAUUUAGAUGUUGCUAACAUAGGAUCUGAUUUUGAUUUAACUGAUAUUGAUAAAUAUAGAGAUAAUCAUUUAAGGUUAAAGAAAGCUCAUGGGCAGAACAAAAACAAUCAAGUUACUGAAGCUCCUCCUCCAGUGACACCAGCUCUAUCACCAGAACAGGCUCAACAACUAGCAUUAUUGCGUUUACUAAAUCCAGCAGCUGCUGCUCAAAUACCCAGUGUUAUUACUACGUCUAAACCUAUCCUUAAAUAUGAAACCAUAUACGAAUCUCACGUUAUACCACUAUUUGAUGGAAAGAGUACAAUUCAUAGUACGAUUUCAAGACCGGUAGCCACAGUGACUAAAACUGAGUUUGAAGUUGGAACAAGCAGUCUCCCAGCUCUCCCAGUCAAUCCGUUAUUCCCACAACAACAGUUUACGGUGACAUCAACCCCAGUUGUAGUAAAUACAGAAGUUACGGCUACCAACAGCCAAGUUUUGAAACUUACUUUUGGAGCUAAAACUGUGUACACAACAUUAUUUUCUACUGCAGUAGUCCCGACAGUAGUUACUUCUUAUGUCACCUCAUCGGUUCCUGUACAACCCAGUGCCGGUUUCCCUGGCUACUUUCCCGCACCAUACCCACCCUUCCCCUACGUAGGAUAAACUUUUAAUGAAAUUAUUGAUCAGUGUACUCUAUUCAAGAAUCUGUAAGAGAUUUAAAAAUUAUCUUUGAGAUUUGUAUUUUACAAAAUUACUCUAAAUCUUAUAAGUUUAUAAAGUGUAGGAAUACUUGGACUGCUUUAGCACUUUUUUUUUACUUUUAGGCAAUUUUUAUAAGUAAUAAGUGUUAAAAGUGAAGUGAUGAUUAAAUAAGUACCUUUUUAGUUCUUAGUAAUAUUGUAAAUAGAUGAUGUAGAUUUAGAAACUUAUAAUGACGAAUAUGUUAUUUUUGUAAAUAUCUUAUUUAUAAAUUGUAUUAGUUUUGUAUAUAUACAUAAUUAAGUAAUUAAUAUCUUACUAAGUAUAUUAAGUUUUAUACUUGUAUAAAAUUCUAAUUAGAAUUAAUAAAAUUCUGAAGAAUUA